CUUCAUAGUUUAAUAAAAAUGUCGCAUCAUUAACUAUGCGCAGCCAAAGAACCAAACUAUCGAAAAAAAAUUCUUUCCUAAAUUUUCAAAAUCUAUUAUAACUUGAAUAAUACCUUUUUCAUAUUUCCACUUGAAUUAGUCCAUUCAAUAAAUCAACAAGAAGAAGAAAUGGUUCGUUACGCUGCUACCUCCACCAACCCAGCUAAGUCCGCUUCUGCUCGUGGUUCUUACUUAAGAGUUUCUUUCAAGAACACCAGAGAAACUGCUCAAGCUAUCAACGGAUGGAAAUUAGACAGAGCUCAAAAAUACUUAGACCAAGUCUUAGAUCACCAAAGAGCUAUUCCAUUCAGAAGAUACAACUCCUCCAUUGGUAGAACCGCUCAAGGUAAAGAAUUCGGUGUCACCAAGGCUAGAUGGCCUGCUAAAUCUGUCAAGUUUGUUCAAGAUUUAUUACAAAACGCUCAAGCUAACGCUGAAGCUAAAGGUUUAGAUGUCUCUAAAUUAAAGAUCUCUCACAUUCAAGUCAACCAUGCUCCAAAACAAAGAAGAAGAACUUACAGAGCUCACGGUAGAAUUAACGCUUACCAAUCUACUCCAUCUCACAUUGAAUUAACUUUAACUGAAGAAGAUGAAGCCGUUGAAAAGGCUGUUGAAACCAAGAAAGUCAGAUUAAACUCUAGACAAAAAGGUAGAUUAGCCACUCAACAAAGAUUGACUGCUGCUUAAACAUUGGGUUAAACAAAAAUGUUACUAUUAUUAUUAUUUCUUAAAUAUAUAUUAUUAUUCUACUUGUUUAAUCUUUUUAGCAUCAAAUAGUCAAAACCACAACACCCCCCAACUUUCACACGUUCAUAAAUUAAUACACGAUUGAGUUCAAAACUUGUUUAGUAUUUGUUGUAGCAUUACUUUGUAAUUUGUUAAAAUCUUUGAAAUAUUACUAUCUGGUGACCAAUAUAAUUACCUCUACUAAACUGUAUAUCUAUAUGAACUUUUAUAUAUAUAAUAUAUAUGCUCU
Molecule: messenger RNA, 1015 nt
Organism: Scheffersomyces amazonensis
Lineage: Eukaryota; Fungi; Ascomycota; Pichiomycetes; Serinales; Debaryomycetaceae
Gene: RPL17B
Product: 60S ribosomal protein uL22
Exons: 2
Coding region: 169-726 (185 amino acids)
Biological process (GO): cytoplasmic translation
Cellular component (GO): cytosolic large ribosomal subunit; ribosome
Molecular function (GO): structural constituent of ribosome
Source: RefSeq, a predicted model, not a curated record